This is a messenger RNA of Paramecium tetraurelia, 2758 nucleotides long. RefSeq lists its product as uncharacterized. Gene Ontology annotation, biological process: carbohydrate metabolic process. Gene Ontology annotation, molecular function: carbohydrate binding; hydrolase activity, hydrolyzing O-glycosyl compounds. Lineage: Eukaryota; Ciliophora; Oligohymenophorea; Peniculida; Parameciidae. The record is from RefSeq and is a predicted model, not a curated record. The transcript is spliced from 3 exons.
AUGUCAAGUGUUGGUGAUGAUUCAGACAGCUAUGAAAACAAGAAGCCAUCCUCGUACGGUUCUGUAAUACUUAUAGUGUUGACCUUGGCAGGCAUAGCCGGAUUUACAGCUUAUGCUAUCAUGAGUUCAGAAGAUUCUAAUUCUACCCUCUUGGAAACAGUAUUCAACUAGAAUGCGGUCCUUGAUACGUAUUGGAAUCAGAAGUUCAAUAACACAUUGGCAAAACGAGUACGUGUGAAGGUGAGAAUGGAUUCAGACAAUGAACUUACAGUGAAGAUCGGAGAUGCUGAUGAACCGGGAUUCGAACUUCCUGAAGAUUCUGAAUAUUUCCCAAGAGACUCGAAUUCCAAAGAUACUAAGGACGGCAAGAGGAGUUAUAGAGUGGAUUUGAAACAGAAUGGAUCAUUCACUAUAUAUAGAGUCAAGGACGGAGAGGAUAUUGACACAAUAUUUGAUUCAGUAGGACAUCAAUUGAUAGUGGCCUAAGAUUACACAUAAUUCGCAACCACACUUAAUAGUAAAUACUUAUAUGGAAUGGGUCAAAGAAGAAAGGAACUGCGUUAUAAAGGGACAGGCAAUUACACCACAUGGCCCAAAGAUCAAUUUGGUACCAAUGACUAUGGUUCACCAGGAAAUCAACUCUAUGGAUACCAUCCUAUGUGGUUGACCUAUGAGAAAUCAGGAAACUACCAUGUUGGAUUCCUGAAGAGCACAUCAGCAUUGUUGACACAAAUCGACGAAGCCUAAAGAAUGGUCUUCCAUGUUGUCGGUGGCAACAUAGUUCUUAAAUUCUUCUUGGGUCAAUAGGAACCAGAAAAGGUCAUCAAAAGUUAUCAUCGAUACAUAAAUGGAUUCGGAUUACAUCCAUUUUGGGCCCAAGGUUAUCAUCAAUGUCGUUGGGGCUAUAAAUCUACUACACAAAUGCUAGAUGUCUUAUAAAACAUGGCAACCAUUGAACAUCCUGUAGAAUCUAUGUGGAAUGAUUUAGAUUACAUGACUAACUAUCAAGUCUUUACUUUGGACACUGAGAAAUUCAAAAAAGAAGAUAUGAAAAAACUGGUUGAUAGAUCCACUCCUCAAGGAAUCCAUUGGGUUCCUUUGGUCGAUAUUGGAAUAGCCACUAAAACUAAAGCAGAAGAAAUAGGAAAUGAAUUUGAUAUCUUCCUUAAAUCAUCUGUUUACUCCAAGGAAUCGAAACCAUCCAAUUUAGAAGGGUGCGUUUGGCCAGGAGCUGUAGUGUUCCCAGAUUUUAACAAUCCAAAAAGCUAAGAUUAUUGGACAAAUUGUUCUGAAUUGAUGAGAGAUUAAGGAAUGGAACCAUCUGGUUGGUGGAUUGACAUGAAUGAAAUGGCCUCCUUUAUCCCAGGAGAAAGAGACACAUCUGCAGCCGUAGAUGAAGCAUGUUAUGGAGCCAAUCCUCCUAGUCCUCCCCCAGUCAAAAAAGAAAUUGAUGAUAGACUCUGGUUCCCAGUUCUUGUAACUGGAUUCCAACCAUUAGCUCAUAAGACUGUCAGUUUGAAUGCAGUUCAUUAUGGCAAGGAAGACGGAGUCCUUUUGAAAACUCCUGUUAAAGAACAAUACUUCCAUUCCUUAAACAACUUGGGAGAAUAGAUUGCCACUCAUAAGACCUUAUAAAAGUUUACAAAUAAGACUUUGACCUUCUCUCUUACUCGUGGCUCCAUCUAUGGUUCAGGAAGAUACACUGCCUUAUGGACUGGAGAUAAUUUGGCUGACUGGGAAUUUUUGAGAUUGGGUGUUUCUGAAUUGUUAUCUUUCUAAUUUUAUGGUAUUCCCUUGGUUGGUAAUGAUCUCUGUGGAUUUGCUGGCAACACUAAUCCUGAAUUAUGUGCUCGUUGGUUGGCUUUGGGAGCUUGGGAACCAUUCGCUCGUAAUCACAAUGAUAAUGAGAGCAUUUCUCAAGAGCCAUACUCCUUUGCUGAAGCCUAUGUGAAGGAUGCUUCAGUUGCAGCUUUUAAGAAUAGAUAUUCUCUCCUUAAAUGGAUGUACUCACUCUUUGUCAACUCAUUUGAACCAGAUCUAGGAGCAGGAACAGGUACUAUCAUAUAACCCAUUUGGUGGAAUAACCCAGACGAUGAAUUUGCAUAUUAAUUUGAAGAUUCCGAAUUCCUUUUUGGUAACACCUUUUUGGUUGCUCCAGUUUUGAGUAGAAGUUCGGAUUUUGCCUCCUAAAAGACAACCAUUAAAGUGUACUUCCCAAAAGGUUCUUGGAUCAAUUGCGAUGACUUUAAGACAAUUUACACUUAUAAGGAGAAAACAUCACUAGAAUUCACAAGGGCUUUCAAUCAACAAGCCUUGUCGUUCCAAAAAGAAGGUACUCUCGUAUUCAGAUAAGAUCCAAAAUAGAGAGCUAGAUUGUUAGAUUCCAAGUAUAGCAUUUAUGCCUUCCUCAACUCUGAAGGAAUGGCUGUUGGCCAAAUUAUGACUCUUUCAAAUUUCGAUGAAAACGACGAUAAUAAUGUUGCAGCUAAAUGUUGGACCAAAGGUUCCAAUUGCAUUGCUGUCUACACUAUUAAGGCACUCGAGGAUAACAAAUUUUCAAUCUCUAUUAAAGGAUAAGAAGCUUCAACCAUCUUUGAGCCAAUCAUCAUUCAAAAGGUUAUUAUUAAUAAUAAGGGUGAAAAACUGGAAUUCACUAUUAAUGAGGAAGUGACAAAAGCAGGAGAAUUCAUUAUACCUUUGACUUCAAAUUUGAGAGUAUAAUAAUAAUGAAUUACAUAUAUUUAACUAUUAAUUGAAA